Molecule: messenger RNA, 2083 nt
Organism: Aureobasidium subglaciale EXF-2481
Lineage: Eukaryota; Fungi; Ascomycota; Dothideomycetes; Dothideales; Saccotheciaceae
Exons: 4
Coding region: 206-1741 (511 amino acids)
Molecular function (GO): flavin adenine dinucleotide binding; N,N-dimethylaniline monooxygenase activity; NADP binding
Source: RefSeq, a predicted model, not a curated record
UUUCGAUUCAAUUGCGACAUCUAUACUCGUCCCGUUUCGUUGUGUCAAUUGUCCUUAUCUAAGCAUUUUGUGGAGCUUGAGAUCCUUCAAGAGUUGCGUGAUGGAUCUUUGCCCUGGAGGUGGAGAUGUAAAUAUGGGUAGGUGCCUGGGUUGGUCAGUAUUUGUAUUUUCGCUACAGUAAAGAGAGGAGUAGUAGUUGACAAUCAUGGAUGUCAAAACUGUUGCUAUUGUAGGUGCGGGUGUUAGUGGCGUUUCCUCUGCUGUUCAUCUCAAGAAUGCUGGGUUGGAUGUCACGGUGUUUGAGCGUGGGGACGUCGCUGGAGGUGUUUGGGUGUACAACGAUCGUACAGCGAUAGAACCUUCAUAUCCAUCCACGAUACCUUCGACUGGAGACUCGCCGGCUUUCGACUCUUUACUCAAGAUCAGCAACCGGGGGGAAAGAAGAGAUAGUCCAGUUGAUCAUGAAUCAAUUGACGCGACGAAAAAAACCGGCAAGGAUGAUUUGAACAUUCUCCAUGCACCGCCAGGACCUUGCUAUCAAGGUCUUCACAACAACGUCUCGACACCAGAAAUGAAGCUUCGCAUUCACGGUUGGAAACCGAAUACUCCCGAUUUUGUCCCCCAUGACGUCUUGGCGAAUUAUAUCCAAGACACAGCCGCUGCGAAUGAUAUACUCCCCAGCAUCUCUUUUCGAACACGGGUCAACAAGAUAGAGAAGAAAGAUACGAAAUGGGAGGUCAAUGUGUCUAGACUCGUCAAUGGCGAAAUUGAGACGUCAAGUCAGCAUUUCGACGCCGUGAUAGUAGCAAGUGGACAUUACCAUGCUCCCAAUAUUCCAGAUUACCCUGGUGUCUCAUCUUGGAAAACCGCUUUCCCUUCCCGGAUAAGCCACUCCAAGGUCUAUCGCUCACCUGCCUCUUUCGCCGGACAGAAUGUCCUCGUCAUCGGCGCUGGGGUCUCAAGUACAGAUAUUUGUCGCGAACUAGGCCCUGUCGCGAACAAGGUGUUCCAAUCAAGUCGAGGAGGAGAAUACGAUCUACUCCCAUCCAUGUUACCGGAGAAUUGCACACGCAUUGGCGCAAUAAGGUCUUUCUCCUCCCUCGCCUCUCCAGAUCUCGAAGAUGGAGAUGCAUUACCAGGCACCAUCACUCUUUCUACCGGCGAGCAACUCACCAACAUCCACCAUGUCAUCCUAGCAACAGGCUACCACAUGUCCUACCCUUUUCUCUCCCUCCUCCACUUCGACGAUCUCUUACCUCAUCAAGCGUCGGAGACCGCUCUCGUCACAACAGGGCAGAUUACGCAUAACCUGCACAAAGAUGUUUUCUAUAUCCCUGAUCCGACCUUGGCGUUUAUAGGUGUCCCCUACCAUGUAGCAACGUUUUCAUGCUUUGAAUUCCAAGCGAUGGCGGUGGCUGCAGUAUUUUCUGGUUCUGCGAGAUUGCCGGUGGAAAGAAGUAUGAGGAAGGAGUAUGUUGAAAGGGUCAAGAGAAAAGGGGUGGGAAGGGGUUUGCACUCUUUGAAGGAUGAUGAAGGCGAAGUCAAGUAUGUGAGGGAGAUGAUGGAGAUUGUGAAUCAAGGGAGAACUGAGGCGGAUAAGGUGGAAGGACAUACGCAAGAGUGGUUUAGAGCGUAUGAGAAGAGGCUGUUGAGGAUGAAGCAGACCAGAGGGGCCAAAGAAGAGAAGGAAGGAGCGGAAGAGGCGCAGGAAGGAGGUGUGGGACCGCUGGAACAAGUGUAGGGGAUCUAGAAAUCUCUUGUCCGCAAUUUAACCCCUCGCAACAAAGAUGAUAACAGACUCUUUUACAGGUUCACUUCUUCUUGGCGAGUCUAACACGCCAUUGUAUUGUCGCUGAUAGUCUUGUUGCUGAUAGUAUUUUUGCUGUUAGCAUUGUCGCUGUCGCUCCGCGUGCAAUUCCCGCUGUUCGACAUGUCCGGGAGGGUUGGAAACGACAAAUUUGCAUGAGAAUAGACGUUUUGGGACGAUAUGUUCAAUGGCGUCGUACAUGGACCGCCAUGAUAUAUGUGAAACUGAGAACAUCCCCGUCUCUCGUUGGCCUGAUAGUACUGAGUCGAAGUAAUG